Molecule: messenger RNA, 2448 nt
Organism: Nematolebias whitei (Rio pearlfish)
Lineage: Eukaryota; Metazoa; Chordata; Actinopteri; Cyprinodontiformes; Rivulidae
Gene: e4f1
Product: E4F transcription factor 1
Exons: 14
Coding region: 50-2347 (765 amino acids)
Biological process (GO): regulation of transcription by RNA polymerase II
Cellular component (GO): nucleus
Molecular function (GO): sequence-specific DNA binding; DNA-binding transcription factor activity, RNA polymerase II-specific
Source: RefSeq, a predicted model, not a curated record
CCUCCCUUCCCGCUGCAGCGUUGCGACAGAGACGGAGAAUUCAAACGACAUGAAAGUGGAAAAUAAUCUUACGGCAGAGACAGAGAAGAACGGCAGCGAGACCAUCACUAUCCAGACUACACUUGGGGAUGAAGAUGAUGUGCACAAAUGUGGACGCUGCCAGUCUGAGUUCUCCACCCUCGAGGCGUUCAUCCAGCACAAACUGCAGCACAGCUGCAAACGGCUGGAGGCACAACAUGCUGGACAGGAGGCCAACAUCUUUGCAGCUAAUAGUUCUUCCUCAGAGGUGAAAUCAGCUGAAGGUGCAUCCCCUGUUAAACCAGAGAGAACCACAGAUACAGACGAUGAAAGCGGUGCUCAGCUGGGUCGGGGUCACAGGAAAAAAGUCGCCUCGGUCAAAGUUGCUGAAAAGUCCGAUCAAUGUGUAGGAUUUACAUCUGACGGGGCUGACGGUGACAGGAUGACUUACACAGUCAACGAAGUGGGACGCUUCAUUUGCUCCCUGUGUGAAAAGACGUUUAAAACUACGAACAUCUUGAGAACUCACAUAAAAACUCACAGUGACCAGAAGAACUUCUCAUGUGAACUUUGUUCGUCCUCAUUUCGCACCAAAGGCUCCCUGAUACGCCACAACCGCCGUCACACUGAUGAGCGGCCGUAUCGAUGUUCCCUAUGUGGACAGUCCUUCAGGGAAUCUGGAGCUCUCACCAGACAUCUAAAAUCUCUGACUCCCUGCACGGAGAAGAUUCGUUUUGUCCAGUACAAAGAAAUAUUGGUCAGCAAGGAUGGAAUGCAAAAAGGCGUCAAAGCUGAUCGAGCCACAACCCAACAGGAGGUGGUAGUUGUGAAGCAGCAGCCUGAGGAGGAGGAGGAGAAGGAGAUGGUGGAGACACAGACUGCUGUCAUUAGCGUGGUCAACACUGAUUCCCAAGAGGUCCUGCGUCAGGUUCACUUUACGGUGGAGGUGGAUGGAACCACACAGGAGCAACAGGUGGUCGUGGAGGAGUCUCAGGCAGAAGCUCUCGCCGCCGCUGCUGCUGCUGGUGACAACCUCAUCUGCCAGGCCAUUAUCAACUCUGGCAUUGCCCUGGGGACGGAGGAGACGGUGGUGGAGGAGGAGGAGGAGGCAGCGGCCUCACAGACGACCGAGCAGAUUAAUAAAGUUGUUUCUGACCAGCCCGAAGCUGAGCAGAAUGUCUUUGAGAUCCAAGUUAGAGAAGAGUUGGCGAAGAUUGAGGAGGAAGCGGGCGAUGAUCGGGCGACAAAGUUGUACACCUGUCCGUACUGUAACCGAUCAUUUAAAGGCUUGAGUUAUUUCCGUUUUCACGUCAAAGGUCAUUUAGGUCAUAAGCCCUUUAAGUGCACGCUGUGUCAAAAAGAGUUUCUAACGGGUUACCUGCUGAGAAAACACAUGGAAGUCCACGCCAGUGAGAGGAGGUAUAAGUGUGGCGAGUGCGGCAAGCUGUAUAAAACAAUCGCACACGUCCGUGAACACAUGAGGGCCCACUCCGAUGAAAGACCGUACCACUGUAGCAGAUGCAACAAAGGAUACAAGACCAAGAAUGCCUUACAAGUUCACCAACGGACUCAUUUUGAUGAAAGACCUUAUGUGUGCGAGUUCUGCUACAGAGGCUUCAGAGAGAAAGGCUCUUUGGUGCGACACAUCCGCCAUCACACCGGAGAGAAGCCUUUCAAGUGCUCGAAGUGCGGACGAGGCUUCGCCGAGCACGGGACUCUCAGUCGACACAGGCGAUCUAAAGGAGGCUGCUUGAAAGAAAGUUGCAGUGAACAACAAGAUGCUGUAACAGAAACCCAGACCUCAGAGGACGGUCUCACCACAGCUACUGUCAUCGCAGAGGAUCCUCACGCUGUGUUGGUGGAGUUCUCCUCAGUGGUGGCAGACACACAGGAGUAUAUCUUCAAGACUCAAACGGAGGAGGAAAUUCAAGAAGUUACACUCAUUCAAGAUGGACAGAAUGAGGUGGGAAACCACAUCAUGAAGGUGGUGCAGCAAAUCGUCAGCCAGUCGCACGGCACGAGCAGCCACCAAAUCAUCGUGCGAAACGUGGCGGCGGACGAGGAGGGCGCGUCCAUCACAGACUGCGGCGACACCAUCACCAUCGCUACGCCGGAGAACCUGACGGAGCAGGUGGCCAUGACACUCGCCACCGCCAUCGGCGACGGCACGCUGCUGGCCACGGCAGGUACCGUGGAGGAGGCAGAGGGAACUGUUACCAUGGUUACCACAGAGGACGCAGUGGAACAGGGGAUACAGAUGGUGCAGCAGCAAGAGGAAUAUGUCAUCACGUCUCCAGAGGAGGUGGAGAUUCAGACUCUAGUUUUAUGAUCAAAGAGGAAGCUAACACUGAACUGAGUUUGUUUAUGAACUUCACGUGUGAAAAGAUUAAUUAUGAAACAAAAGCCAAAGUGUUUCUAAGAUUGCUGGAC